AUGGCGCAUCGCGCAAGGACCGGCAGCGAUGAUCAGAAUUUGCGAUUUUCGAAUAGUAAUCUCAAAUGCUCUGCUUCCGACUCUGGAUUGGAGAAAUCUCUGGGCUUUUCGCCCUCGCCCGUCGUUGCCGAGACUUCAGAAGACGGCCGGGUCAACAUCGAUCUCGACUCUCCGCUCACCAAAACUCUCUUGACUUUAGCAAGCAAGCGAGGCACUACGGAGAGUCAACAUACUCUCAGUAGGCGAUUCUCUGUACACCGAGCGUGGAAAAUCAAAUUGAACAUCGUUGUGCAAGUAGUCGGGAGUCGUGGCGAUGUGCAGCCUUUUGUUGCUCUUGGGAAGGAACUGCAAAGGUAUGGGCAUAGAGUGCGACUAGCUACUCACAAUGUCUUCGAAACCUUUGUCCAAGAUUCUGGUCUCGAAUUCUAUCCUAUUGGUGGCAAUCCGAAGGAGUUGAUGGCAUACAUGGUGCAGAACCCGGGACUCCUCCCGAGCACGCAAAGUCUUCGUCAAGGUAACAUCCAGAAGAAGCGUGCCAUGGUUGCCGAGCUAUUAGAUGGAUGUUGGAGCUCGUGUAUCGAGCCUAAUACAGCUGGCCAGCCCUUUGUCGCUGACGCAAUAAUUGCUAACCCACCAAGUUUUGCGCAUAUUCACUGCGCGCAAGCUUUGGGUAUACUAAUCCAUCUCAUGUUUACAAUGCCAUGGAGUAGCACUAAGGCUUUCCCACAUCCACUAGCAAAUUUCAGAGCCAGUGAGAUAUCACCUGCCAUAAUAAAUCAGGUCAGUUAUGGCAUCAUUGAAUGGCUGACUUGGCAAGGACUCGGAGACAUCAUCAACAAGUGGAGGCACGCCUUGGAUCUUGAACCAAUUCCAUCUACAGUGGGGCCUGUACUUGCGGAAGCCCUCAAGGUACCCUUUACGUACUGUUGGUCCCCUGCACUUGUUCCCAAGCCUUCUGACUGGGCAGAGCACAUCGAUGUGUGCGGUUUCUUCUUCCGGGAUCCUCCUGAUUAUCUUCCGCCUCCAGAGCUUGUGAAGUUCCUCCAGGAUGGCUCCCCUCCAAUCUACAUUGGGUUUGGCAGCAUUGUCAUUCAGGAUCCUGUGAAGAUGACAACAAUGCUUCUUGAAGCUAUCCGAAUUUCUGGUGUGCGUGCGAUUAUCUCACGUGGAUGGAGUGGACUAGGCGAAGGACUACCAUCGACUGCUGAUGUGUUAUUUGUUGGUGGCUGCCCACAUGAAUGGUUGUUCCAGCGCGUUGCAGCAGUUGUGCAUCAUGGUGGAGCGGGAACCACCGCAUGUGGACUAUCGAAUUCAUGUCCAACUGUUGUCGUUCCUUUUUUUGGAGACCAAGCGUUUUGGGGAAACAUGAUUGCCGCCGCUGGCACUGGUCCGAAGCCUAUACCACAAAAGGUACUUGACAGCGAGAAUCUCGCAAAAGCAAUAUCAUUCUGCUUGACCGAAGAGGCCAAGACUGCUGCGAAGAUGAUAUCGCACAAGAUGUUCACGGAGAAUGGUGUAAAAGCGGCUGCACAGUCUUUCCACGCAAAUCUCUCACACACUAUGAUACAAUGCGACUUGAUGAAGAAUCAUCCUGCGGCAUGGAAAUGUCGAAAAUACGACAUCAAGCUUUCGAAAUUGGCCGCACAAAUUCUUCUGGACAACGGCCUCAUAUGCUCUGCUAAUCUGACUAUACAUCAAACCCGACCAUUCAGCAUCCACAACAAUCGAUGGGAUCCCGUAACAAGUACCACUUCGGCUUACGUUUCUUGGCUUCAUGACAUGACCCAUUCUUUGGUCGGCGUCGUCAGCUCGCCGAUAUUAGAACUACGACAUUGCAUCGCCGAAGGAGUAAAUGGAGGCGCCACCGCGGGGCGCAUAGCUACCGCAUCAGCUAAGCAGAUUGGAAGGUUCAACAUGAGCAUUGUGAAAGGCUUGGUCGACAUUCCUUUUGCAUGUGCUGAGGGUUUCAAUGCGGUCCCCACGCUAUAUGGAGAGAAAGUUAGGGAUCAUGGGAAUGUCAAGGACUGGAGCAGUGGAUUCGCCGUCGCGGGCAAGAAUUUUGCGUAUGGCGUGACUGAUGGUGUGACGGGACUUUGGAUGCAGUCGUACGCGAAUGGAAAAGCGGAAGGAUCCAUCGGUGUGGCCAAAGGCAUUGGUAAGGGUGUACUCGGUCUUGGGAGUAAGCUUGCAUCCGCAGGAAUAGGCCUCGUGGGCUAUUCUGGACAGGGUAUAAGCAAAAGCAUUCGUCACGCAGCAAAAUCGCGGAUGAGAAGAAAGAUCGCUGCGGCGAAACUUGCAGAGAGCGCAUACCUUGGAGAGCUUCAUGCUACAGAAGAGGAGGUCCUGAAUGUCGUCAAUGCCUUCAAGCUCUUUCAGCAAAGAGAAACGGCAUGA
Alternaria atra is the source of this 2394-nucleotide messenger RNA. RefSeq lists its product as uncharacterized. Gene Ontology annotation, biological process: carbohydrate metabolic process. The record is from RefSeq and is a predicted model, not a curated record. The transcript has 6 exons. Gene Ontology annotation, molecular function: hexosyltransferase activity; UDP-glycosyltransferase activity. Lineage: Eukaryota; Fungi; Ascomycota; Dothideomycetes; Pleosporales; Pleosporaceae. The coding region runs from base 1 to 2394 and encodes 797 amino acids.